AUGGAUGUACGCUCCGCUUCCUUGCCGUGCCCUCACGUGCCACACAUGUUCCCAUCCGGCGGCAGGAAGGCAUCUGUGCCACUGGCAUUUUCCGCGCUGGUUCAGCCACCUGCUUCCCGUUACUCAAGGGGCACGUGCUGCUGUGGUCUCAGGAGACAGCCUGGCAGGAAUGAGGCUACUCAAGCCCUGCUCUUACCAUCUCUUGAGAGGGAUGAGAGCAAGCAGAUAGUGGCUGAAUUAGGUGUUUAUUCAGCUUGGAUUUCUGUCUGUGACCCACGGAUUGAGAACCAGGGUAGCAUCCUCCUUGCUGUUCUUGGACCAGGGCAAAAGUUUUGUAGUAACCUGUACAGAGUCUGCAGCCAGUUGCCAGCCACUUUUUGCAGUGUACCUCGUGAUAUUUCGUGUCUCACACUGCCAUCUAAGGGCCAUGCUCAUGCAAGCAAAGACCUGGAAGAGCAGUUGCGGUCUGUGUCGAGCGUGGAUGAACUCAUGACAGUACUUUAUCCAGAAUACUGGAAAAUGUUCAAAUGUCAAUUGAGGAAAGGAGGUUGGCAACACAACAGGGAACACUCCAGCUUUGACACAAGAUCAGAUGAUUCACUGAAAUUUGCUGCGGCACACUAUAACGCAGAGAUCCUGAAAAGUAUUGAUACUGAAUGGAGAAAAACUCAGUGCAUGCCACGUGAAGUGUGUGUGGAUGUGGGAAAAGAGUUUGGAGCAACUACAAACACCUUCUUUAAACCUCCAUGUGUAUCCAUCUACAGAUGUGGAGGUUGCUGCAAUAGUGAAGGACUCCAGUGUAUGAAUAUCAGCACAAAUUACAUCAGCAAGACA
This is a messenger RNA of Tauraco erythrolophus (red-crested turaco), 834 nucleotides long. The record is from RefSeq and is a predicted model, not a curated record. NCBI's taxonomy places the organism in Eukaryota, Metazoa, Chordata, Aves, Musophagiformes, Musophagidae.